GGCCGGCUCCGCGGAGCAGGCGCUCAGCCCGGCCCGCCCCGCGCCGAAGCCGCCGCCGCCGCCGCCGCCGGCCGGCGAGGGCGGCAGGAUGAGCGGCGGGCGUAGCGGACGAUCCGCUGUGAAGAUGGAGGCGCCGUUUUACCCCGAGGAAGGACUGGAGCUGCUACCCGACUUCGUGCCUCUGCCGGGCUUCGGUACCGCCGCCGGCCCCGCGGCUGAUGCGGCGGCGGGGCAGAAGCUGCUGCUAGGUGCCGGGAAGAAGCGGGACCUGGCUGCUGCCUCCCCCGCGCCGCUCCCGGGGCCCUUCGCUCUCCGCCCGCCCGCAGGCGGCCGCAGCAGCGCGGCGGCUCUGCGCUUGUUACCGCCGCCGCCGCCCGCCGCCGCCGCCGCCCCGCCGCCGCCCGCCGGCUGAGCGGAGCCGGCGGGCGGCGGCGGGGCGGCGGCGGCUCGCGGCGGCGCAGAAGCCGCUCUGGGCUCAGCUGCGGAGCUGCCGUUGCUGAAACUACCGCCGGCCGCCGACCUGGAGCAGCUGCUGAUCCAGGGGGGCGCGGGGCUGGGCACCGGCAGCCCGGGGCCGGCGGCGCCCGGCGCGAGCAGCAGCGGGGCAGCGGGGCCGUUUCUCUACCGGCAGCCGGUGACGCAGGAGCAGGAAGGUUUCGCCGACGGUUUUGUCAAGGCCCUGGCCGACCUGCACAAGCAAAACCAGCUCCUGGCGGGGCCGCCGCCGCCGCUUUCCACGCCGGGACCCUGCUGCACCUCCCGCCCGGGCCCCCCGGGAGCCGCCGCCGCCGACCCGCCGGCCGUCUACACCAACUUGAGCGGCUUCAACCCCGCGGGGCCGCUGAGCCCUUCGGGCAGCGCCUACUCCGCCGCCUCCGCCCCGCCGCCGGGGCCGCCACCGGGGCCGCCGGGCCUGGCCUUCGGUUCGGCGGGUCUGGGGACCGCUCGGCUGCCGCCCGCGCGGUCCCUGGAAGAGCCGCAGACGGUGCCCGAGGUGCCGCCGUCGGCGGGCGUGGAGGGCGGCAGCAGCGCGCCGACGCCGCCGUCGCUGUCGCCGCUGGACGCGGAGAGCCAGGAGCGGCUGAAGGCGGAGCGCAAGCGGCUGCGGAACCGCAUCGCCGCCUCCAAGUGCCGCCGGCGGAAGCUGGAGCGCAUCGCCCGGCUGGAAGAGAAGGUGAAGGCGCUUAAGGGGCAGAACGCCGAGCUGGCCGCCACCGCCAACCUCCUCCGCGCCCAAGUCACCCAGCUGCAGGGCCGCGUCCGCAGCCACCUCUCCUCCGGCUGCCACAUAAACGCCGCCGGCCAUCCUCCACCCGCCGCCGCCCAGCGGGAGGCGCCCCCCGAGGCAGUCGCCCCGCCGGAGACUAGCGCCUGCUAAGGGAGGACCCCGCUGGGGGGGACCCCGCCGCCACCACCCACCGGACCCGGGAUCGGGCCCUGAACCGUCCUCGCCCGCCGCCGGGGCGGCGCGGGGGCUCCGCGGGGCUCGCCCGCCACCGCUCUCCUGUUGUUGUUGUCGUCAUUAUUAUUGUUAUUAAUUAUUACUAUUUAUUUGCGCCCGGAGAAGGCGUUUGCAGGAGCCGGCUGUUGCUAAGCGUUUCAUGAGGACUGUCGAUGUUGCUCUCGGGAGCGAGGGUAUUCGUGGGUGGUUCUGGGACAGGUGGUUGGCUGUUCUCUUUCAGUGAAGUACGUGAGGUCUGCAGAGAUUUCGGAAAUUAAGGAAAUUCCUGUUUACAGAAAGAUUCAACUUUAUUUUAAUGGGGGAUAUAAAAAGUGUGUUUCCUAAUACACCUUUACUGAACUGUAUAGCAAUGGAUAAGCUUUUCAAACUUAAAAAAAAAAAAGAAAAAGAAAAAAAGAAGCCAGAAUCGUACCCUUUUGAGAAGAUGUGCUUGUAUAUAUAUAUAUAUAUUUAAAACAUGAUACGGCUAUGUAUAUUUUCUUGGUAUUGAUAAAGAACUUUUUUAAAAAUACUGUCUUUCUCUAGAGCUUUAAUUUGCCAUUGAGAGUUAAGACAACUGUGUGGGUGCUGUUGCACUUACAUGGCUUCGGUUUUAAAAUCAAAGCCUGGAGGGGAAUGAUUUUUGUUGUCAAAUCUUUAGCAGAAUGAAAUGCAUUGCUGACUCAGUCAUUUGAAGAUACUUUUCUAACCUGUACGCUCCAUUUUUCUUGUGCAAGUGCAACCUUGGGGCAUUGAUAGUUGAAACUUGAACACUUUUGGACAUUGCCUAGACCUUAUUUUUCUAGAUAACAUGUUAGUAGAGAAAACCAUUACUUGGGCAAGAAGAGCUUUACUUUUUGUUCUUUCACUGUGUACAUACCAGUGGUGUUUGCUCUUUACAUAGUAUAGGGACAGUUCAGUGCUAUACAGAAAAGGGCUUACAUUUGGGGUGGGUUAGCUAUAAAGGUGGCAAUUCCAUUGUAUUCUGUUUGAAUAAAUCACAGAAAUAUUAUGGAAAAGUAGAUUUAUUUUUUAGUAGAAAUCUGUGUAUCUUGCUUCUUGAUCUGUUUUUUUCUGAAGAAACUUUCUGCAAUACUCUAGAUACAGAACAAGUCAACACUAGAGUGUUAAAAGUUUUUCUGGUUGGAAAAACUUGGUGUGAUUUAUUUCUUUGUCAAGAUUUUACCAGUAGAAGAGUAAAGCAAAUUAACUAUUUCCUCCGAUUAGACAUAAUCCUCAAUAACUUUUUGAAAGCUUUAGAUCCCUUGCUCGGUGUUGCUGCCUACCUUGCUUCUGCCACACCUGCCUAUUUUGAGCAUAGCCGCUAUCGCAGCGCUGCUGAGCCCUGUGGCAUGGUGAAGUGGGAAGUGUCUGUCAGAGUGUGAUGAUCACCUCACCAGAAGCCCCCCCGAUGCAGGGGCUGGCUGCGGCUGGGGCAUGGCAGGGCUCAUCCUGAGCAGAUCCAGCUGCAGAGUGGGGCCCACUCCCUCCUUGGAAACUGUGCCAAAUGAUCUGCUUGAAUUCAGAGGCACAACUUAAAUGGGGAUAAUGUGUCUGUGCCAGCUGGUGAAAAUGGGGGAUUGUACAAGGAGCCAAGGGGCAUAGGCAUGUUUAUGUGUAUGAGCCAUUGCUCAGAUCUGUUAAAGCCACUCAGGAGCUGUUAAACAUCUCUUGCUUCUUCUGAAGGACACACUUGAUGCUUUGAAAUUCAAGAGGGUCAGGAUAGACUCGCAGUUUUUCUUUCUUCUAUUGGGGAUCCGUGAGUGCUAUCUGUUCAGAAGGUUGAGCUGUAGCAGUCAAGUGUGUGAGCUUUUUCUUUUAGUGCGUAGUCAUUCCUGGCACACGCAUUAAAUUACAUGACAAUGCGUAGUAAUUGUGUUAUUGUAGCUGAGAUGCUCCGAGGCUAUUUCAUUACUUAAUGCAUAUGCAAAUUAGGUAGAAGCCAUAUUAAUCAUUGUAUAACUGUUUAAUCAUGUCACCAGAGCCUUUUUCAGUGGUUGAAAUGAUUGCCUGUAACAAUACCUUCUGCUGUUAGAAAUACUAAUGAACAUAUGAAAAAAAUAUAUUUUGAUCUUAACCAGGUUUAAAGACUUUUUGAAGGCAUUCUGAACCAGACAACAUACAGUCUGUAGCACUGCCUGUUACAUAAUAACUGGGUGAAAAAGAACUGGUUUUUUUACUGUGUGGCAGGCACCAACCUAUCUGCUAAAAUGCUGCAGGACUGGAGAAACUGAUAGAGACUUCCCUCCCUCAACCCCUUAACACACUUUUACUAGUGAGAGAGGUAAUGCUGCCUGGUAGAUACACUGGUUUGAUACGCUCAGCUUUACUGUAUGUGUAAUGAGGUGAGGUUUUUUUUUAAGGAAUCCUUGAAAAAUUCUUAAAGAUCACAUGGGUGGACACUGCUGUUUCAGUUCUUGUAUCUGAAAAUGGGCAUAGGUCUAGGUAAAGAUCUUGUGGUAGGAGACAGGACAGUGAUAACUGCAGCUGUGCAGCACUUGUUCUUACUUUACUGUUUCUGGUCAGAAUAAAUUGGCAAUGUCCAAGGAGAAGUGGGGGAUCCAUAGGAUAUAGGAGAUCACUGCAGUCCCGCUUCCCAGCCAAGGACAGGGCUAUAAUGAGCAAUAACCUGGCAGCAUUAUAAGCUCCCCCUUUUCAGCAUGGUAGGUUUAAAGCUGGAAACCACCACAUGUUACCUGUCUCCCAUUCAAACUUUCUGCAAGAGCCAUUCUGCAUCCAGCCUCUCAAAGAUCUCAUGUGGUAACUUCUCUGGUAGCCUGCUGUAUGUUCUGACUGCCAUCUGUUAAGUGGUAGAAGUGCUGAGAGUGCCAGCUCUGUUGCCCUGAUGAGUGAGAAGAGGUUAAUUGCGGGGCUGGCUGCUCCAGCUCUCUGUGAGAGGCUACUAUUCUGGUAGCAGAGCUGUCCAAAGAAAUGUGUUUUCCGUAGACUGACAGGUUAUCUUCAUAAAUGCCUCUAUUUAGCUGGUAUUUCUUACUAGAAUCUGACACUGAUGUGACCAAAAUCUGAGAAUGGGGAGUGGGGUGGGGUUAUUUUCCCUUAUUAGCUCUGCUUGAGGUCGCUUCAUCUAUAGCAGAGAUAUGAGUGGAUAGCCUGAGCACCAGUCUGAACAAAUAGAAGGCUUGGGAGUGCUUGCCUGCUGCGGCCAUUAGGCUUGGUUGUUACUGUCUUCUAAAAUAUACCAGUACGCAUUGUACCUCUGCACUGUUCCUAAAUCCUUAAAUAUGGCUUCUUUAUUUUAUUCUGCCUUUUUUCUUCAGUUUGCUGCAGCAUUUUCCAUGUCCAUUUCUUUUAGGUUUUGAUUUUCUGCCUAAAACUUUCGUCACUGUGAGAUGCUAAAGGACAGAUUCUGAGUAAAACUUUUUCAGACUCUUCAUAUGAUUUGCAUCAAUGUAGCUCCUUUUCAGUAACUGCAGGCAAGUUGUCUGUGUGUCACUACUAAAAAAACACCCAAUACC
Molecule: messenger RNA, 4917 nt
Organism: Neopsephotus bourkii (Bourke's parrot)
Lineage: Eukaryota; Metazoa; Chordata; Aves; Psittaciformes; Psittacidae
Product: transcription factor JunD-like
Exons: 1
Biological process (GO): regulation of cell population proliferation; regulation of transcription by RNA polymerase II; regulation of cell cycle
Cellular component (GO): transcription regulator complex
Molecular function (GO): transcription factor binding; RNA polymerase II cis-regulatory region sequence-specific DNA binding; DNA-binding transcription factor activity, RNA polymerase II-specific
Source: RefSeq, a predicted model, not a curated record